This is a messenger RNA of Athene cunicularia (burrowing owl), 2027 nucleotides long. RefSeq names its product mesenchyme homeobox 1 (gene MEOX1). The transcript has 3 exons. NCBI's taxonomy places the organism in Eukaryota, Metazoa, Chordata, Aves, Strigiformes, Strigidae. Gene Ontology annotation, cellular component: nucleus. The record is from RefSeq and is a predicted model, not a curated record. The coding region runs from base 409 to 1155 and encodes 248 amino acids. Gene Ontology annotation, biological process: positive regulation of transcription by RNA polymerase II. Gene Ontology annotation, molecular function: DNA-binding transcription factor activity, RNA polymerase II-specific; RNA polymerase II cis-regulatory region sequence-specific DNA binding.
CUGCUUUGCUUUGGUUGGAGGGACUGAGUGUAUGUAUGUUAACCCCUCCCUCCCCUCUCUCACAUUUCACUUCACAAACUUGUCACUCUCUCCCCAGCACAGUAUUUAAAAAGUGUUUCACUCAUGUCCAGCACUUCACAAGGAAGCAAGCUUCAGGCCUUGGGAAGCAGUUCGGGGCAAUCCCUGAGUAGGUCUGAUUACUGUUUUCCAAUUGGGACAAUGAAGAUAUUUAGAAGAGUUCCCAAAGUAACAAAUCUGCAACUGCAUAAAACCCUCAAACAAACUGUUGUUUAGGGAGGAAAUCUAUUCUGUAAAAUCUGGAAGAUUUUCCCUCUGCUCCUCUUCUGAUUCUGAAGCCUGAGCUAUAACCAGUCACGAACACUGGAGUGUGAACAGGAUUGGAAGCAAAUGGAUCCCACCAGCAGCAGCUGUAUGCGCAGUCCACAAGCUCCUGCCCCACUUUGGGGGUGCCUGCGAAGCACCCAUGUGGAUGUCACCUCAGCUUCAGGGCUGAACCACUACCCACCAGCACCAUUCUCUUUCCAUCAAAAAUCAGAUUUUGCUACUUACUCCGAUUUCUCAACUUCCUGCCUGGUGACUGCUCCCCAUAGCUUCCCAUGUGAGGAGCGAGCGUUUGUGGAGCAGCACCCCUCUUUCCAACACUCUGACUGGCAUCUUGCAGCAACUGAGGCCAGAAGACGACUAAAUCCAGGACUGGCUUUGGGUUCUGGGGAGUCAGAAGGCAGCAGCCCAAAUCUAGUGAGUGCAGCAGUGGGUAUGAAUGAAGAUGAUGAGGUACCAGUAAAUACUACAAAUGAGACUGAGAAAAAGUCAUCCAAAAGAAAAAAGGAAAACUCAGAAAACCAGAACUCAAGCAACAAGGGAGAAACAAGCAGCAAAUCACGGAAGGAAAGGACGGCUUUCACAAAGGAGCAGCUACAGGAGCUGGAAGCCGAAUUUGCCCACCAUAACUACUUGACAAGGCUCAGGAGAUACGAGAUAGCUGUGAACCUGGACCUCACCGAGAGACAAGUCAAAGUAUGGUUUCAAAACAGAAGGAUGAAAUGGAAACGUGUUAAAGGUGGGCAACCAGUGUCCCCACAUGAACGGGACACAGAAGAUGUAGAUUCUGCUGCAUCCCCCAGCUCUGACUAGUCCUUUUGGCAAUGGAAGAGGAAUAUGGAGAAAGUAAUUGAUCAGAAAGUGGAUGCAACACUGCUUUGGGUCAGCUACACCAUGAGAUGACCCUGCUUGCAAAACCUGUAGCCCUGUGUCUUUAAAAGGUUGCAUGAUGCUUUAGGUUACAGAGGCAAUUAAAGAAAACAGUAGGAAAAAGCCAGAGGGCAUGAUUUUGAUUUUUGUCUGAAUGAAUUUAACUCUCUCUGGAAUUGUCUUACUACCACAGAUGUGUCUUCAGAAUAAAAGUUAACAGACACUGAAUAUAAACCAGGAGUAAUGUUGUGUACAUUCUCAAACUCUCAGAAAAUACAGGCUGUCAGUCAGCAAGUGAUAAUGCAACUGUAUUCUCACCCAGCCUUUCCCCAUCAUAUCUAUUCAUUCUGCAUUUGGACUUGACAAUUUCCUUGUGCCUUUAGGAGAAAUAAACACUUUGAUAGUCACUGAUUUUUCUUGCAAUGUGAAUUGAAGACCUGUAUGGCUAGGCAGUAAGAUUUAAAAAUAAAAAUCUGAUACCAGAACUAUAUUCACAGGAUUCUGCUUACCAGUUUCUGAAGAGAUGGCUUUCACAUUGGCAGUCCAAGAAGAUAGAUGCCUUGUUGAUGGAGCAGUCUGCAGAGGAAAAUUUCUUUCAAGCUUACUGUAAAUCCUGAAAUGAAAUUGCUAGAUAUGUUUCAAACACUUUUUCAAAGCAGUCAUUACCAGAUGUCACAGAAGGUACAGCAGAGGUUAAGCCCUAAACCAUCAACACAAUAGUUAUCACUAUUUUGUUUUCAACAUUUAAAUCUAUUUUAACUGAAGGGAAACUACUCUUUAGUGCUGCAUUUCUUUUGGAUUUAAUGAAUGUCUCU